Messenger RNA from Bufo gargarizans (Asiatic toad), 1876 nucleotides. RefSeq names its product C3a anaphylatoxin chemotactic receptor-like. The record is from RefSeq and is a predicted model, not a curated record. Gene Ontology annotation, biological process: complement receptor mediated signaling pathway; phospholipase C-activating G protein-coupled receptor signaling pathway; inflammatory response. NCBI's taxonomy places the organism in Eukaryota, Metazoa, Chordata, Amphibia, Anura, Bufonidae. Gene Ontology annotation, cellular component: plasma membrane. The transcript has 4 exons. Gene Ontology annotation, molecular function: N-formyl peptide receptor activity; complement receptor activity. The coding region runs from base 144 to 1178 and encodes 344 amino acids.
GGGGAACUACAAGACCAUCAUCUCAAAAGUGACAGACUAUUGUAGAAGAAACAUAACAGUGGAUGUGAGAAUCUUACCUUCAUAAAAGUGGAAGAUAGAAGACAAUGUAAGUUUGUUUUUAUUCUUCAUGGUGAAAAUUCAGGAUGGAUACCGAUGAUCUAAACCUGACCUUUUCUGAUACAACUCCAAAUUACUGGUCAUAUUAUGGAGACUCUGGAUACGUGUCUAAUUCUUAUACUGAAGUCAAGUUACUGAAGAUUACAGUUACUUUAUACAGCAUCUUUUUUGUUCUUGGAACUAUCGGUAAUGGAUUAGUCAUCUGGAUUGCUGGAUUCAAGAUGAAGACAAUCAGCGCUGUGUGGUUCCUCAACCUGGCCAUUGCGGACUUCCUCUGCUGUGCUUCUCUUCCUCUGCGCAUUGCAGAGUGGAUUUACCUCAUCAUGUAUGACCAAGCUAGUGCAAUCUAUUGCAUAUUAAGCAUUAUUCUGUUCAAUCUAAACAUGAGCGCCAGUGUUCUUCUCUUAGUGGCCAUGAGUAUUGACCGCUUUGUAUCCGUCAUGUGGCCAUUUUGGGCUAAAGUUCAUAGGACACGAAAACUAGUUAGAAUCACUGCGGCAAUCAUUUGGGUGAUCAGUUUGCUCUUGACUGGUUUAGUGUUUUACUUAUAUGGGUUUUUAUUUCAUGAUUUAAAUGAAUGGUGUGUCCAGCUAUAUUAUGAUAUAUUUCGCAAUAACGAUAUAAUAAAAUGGACCAUUCAAUUAUUCAGGUUAGUUAUGAUGUUUGCAAUCCCCUUUCUCAUCAUCUUUAUCAGUUAUGUUAUCAUUUAUAUCAAAGUUAGAAAAAGUAAGAGAUCCCAGAGAUCUCGGAGACCCUACAGGAUCAUCACCGCUGUUAUAUUGGGUUUCUUUCUGUGUUGGUUUCCAUAUUACAUCUGGCCACUGAUACCAAUGUAUCACAAACAUUACAUGGAAUUCUAUACAGUAAAUAUUAUAAUUAUCAACCUGGCUUGUCUUAACAGUUGCAUCAACCCAAUCAUUUAUGUUUUGAUGGGUCAAGAUUUUAAACCUGGUUUCCUGAGAUGUAUUCCCUACAGGCUACAAAAAGCCUUAAGUGAACAUCCUGAUGAACUAUGCAGAGAACGAGAGGAUUGUGAACAUACUCAAAAUUCAGAUGUUUGAAAUAUACAUUGCCAUCUUAAAGGAGUUUACAGCAACUUAUCUCAUUCAUUCUCCAUGAUGUAACUGUAUGUGUAACACCCCAGAGCGCUGUUACCACUUCUGCACCUUGCUACUGUCUUUAUUGAUCUAACCUCAUGUCAUCUUAUGCAUUUAUUCCAGGUCCUCCACACUGUGCAUUUCUAAUGUUAUGUAACUGUACAUGUAAUGUCGCUGGUUCACGAGCAGGUGGCAGCAAACAUGGCAGAGCUAUACUUAGAUAGAAUGGAAUAUUCCAUUCUAUUCUAACCCCCCCCCCCCUCUAAAGAGAGGUGGGCGAGUCAUACUUCCUGCAGGAAGGGUGGGACAGAAGUUCUAGUCAGUCUAGUUUACCCCUAACUAGGGAAAGGGUGUGCAGGGGCAUGUCUCUGAUUGACGUGCCCACAUCAGCCAGAGCACCUUAAGCUCUGCUGGCCAAGGAGGCCAAAGCUUGAAGCCUCAGGAGCCAGGAGGAAAGUUCCCUGGCAAAACCUAGAGUCAGACUACAAAGUGAAGUGCAGUAGCAGCAUACAGAAGAAGCUGAGUUAUACAGCCAGUCUGUCAUUACAGAAGAGUCAAAGAGAAACUGAUAUAGCAGAGUGGAAUUAGCCUGCCUGUUUCAUGCUAAAGCCUGCUGGAACCAAGACAAAGUCUGUAAACGUUUUGGAGAAAGUUUAUGCAAA